Molecule: messenger RNA, 2124 nt
Organism: Triticum turgidum subsp. durum (durum wheat)
Lineage: Eukaryota; Viridiplantae; Streptophyta; Magnoliopsida; Poales; Poaceae
Source: the annotation of a GenBank genome assembly
AUGGACCUGGUGGGAUCACUGCUGAUAAACAUGACCCGCUGGGUUGACCCUUCUGGGGUUGAAUUCUUCGGGUGGCUCAUCACUGCCGGUUCCUUUGGCCUGGCGGCGCUCAUCUACGGUCUCCUCAGGCUGCAGAGGGAGGCGUCGCUCUACUGGCUCAAGGCGGCCGCCAGGGAGAAGAAGGCAGCGUCGAAGGUGCUACGGUGCCCCUGCUCAAGCCAUACCUGGACCGAGGACUGCUUCCGUGGUGGCCAACCUUCGACGUGCUGUGUGUGCCUGUCGUCGCUGGCCUUGCCUCAGGGUGUAGGCUUGAGGGCCCUUGACGCUGAUGUUGUUUACCGGUGCUCUGUGUGCGGAGUGGCGGCUCAUUGGUACUGCUCGCAGGGCGCUGACAAGGACUGCAAGUGUGUCACGCAGGCUGGUGCUUCCACUUUGCUGCAUCACUGGUCGGAGAGGUGGGUGGAGAUGGACGAUAACCCGGCGAUAACAACCUUCUGUUAUUACUGCGAUGAGCCCUGUGGUGUGCCAUUCCUUGGCGUCUCUCCUAUAUGGCGCUGUCUGUGGUGCCAGAGGCAGAUCCAUGUUGAUUGUCAUGCAAAGCUGUUGAAGGAGACGGGGAACACUUGUGAUCUUGGCCUGCUCAGUAGACUUAUUGUUCCACCUCUAUCGGUGAAACAAGUUGGCCAAGGUCCGGCAACCAGUGGAGCGUUCAACUCAAUCAAAGAAGGGUUUGUCACUUCUUCAGUUAGGGGUCGGAUUAGAAGGCCACGCAGCAAGAAACGCAUGAACAAUCAGUCUGGCAUUAAGACAACUGCGAUUUCCACAGACAGUUCAAUUCUCGACUCCGUUCUUGAAGGAUUUGCUAGACUGCAGAACCUGAAUGGAAAGUAUACUCUGGCAAACCCCAAGUUCUCUGGAAACACUCUCAAGCAAACAUGUGGAUCUGACAUUACUAAUGGAGAGGAAAAGAAGUAUGAGCUUGUAGAUAUGCCACAAGAUUCGAGGCCGCUGCUUGUUUUCAUCAACGGCAAGAGUGGUGGCCGUAACGGGUCUUCUCUUAGAAGAAGAAUGAACAUGCUGCUGAAUCCCAUACAGAUAUUUGAGCUUAGCGCUUCUCAGGGUCCUGAAGUUGGAUUGCAACUAUUCCAGAAUGUAAAACACUUCAGAAUUCUUGUUUGUGGUGGGGAUGGAACUGUGGCAUGGGUUCUUGAUGCCAUAGAGAAACAGAACUAUGAAUCCCCUCCCCCGGUUGCCAUUCUUCCACUAGGAACAGGAAAUGACCUAUCGCGUGUUACCCGCUGGGGUGGAGGUUUGUCUUCUGUUGAAGGACAAGGGGGAAUAUGUGCACUUUUAAAUGACGUUGAUCACGCAGCAGUUAUGGUUCUUGAUCGCUGGAAUGUAACCAUCAAAGAGAAGAAUGGGCCACAAGGUCAAUGCAUCAAGCAAGUGAAAUUUAUGACUAAUUAUCUAGGUAUUGGAUGUGAUGCCAAGGUUGCAUAUGAUUUCCACACAACUAGGGAGGAAAGGCCAGAUAAAUUUAGCAGUCAGUUUGUGAACAAGCUGAUAUAUGCUAGAGAAGGCGCUAAGGAUAUGAUGGAUAGGUCAUGUUCUGAUUUACCAUGGCAUGUUAGCCUUGAAGUUGAUGGAAAGAACAUUGAAAUUCCAGAGGAUGCAGAAGGUGUGAUCAUUCUGAAUAUCGCUAGCUACAUGGGUGGUGUUGAUCUUUGGCAAAACGACAAUGAUUAUGAUGAUGAUUUCAGUUCACAAUCAAUGCAUGACAAAAUGCUGGAGGUGGUCUGUAUAUCUGGGACAUGGCAUCUAGGCAAACUGCAGGUAGGACUAUCGAGAGCACACCGACUAGCCCAAGGAAGAGUCAUAAGAUUUCACCUGCACAGUUCAUUCCCUGUUCAGGUUGAUGGUGAACCAUGGAUUCAGCCACCUGGGUGCCUUGAGAUAUCUCACCGUGGACAGAUGUUCAUGUUGAGGAGGCCAUCUGAAGAGCUCACUGGGCAUGCUGCGGCAGUCAUGAGUGACGUCCUCGUGAACGCUGAGUGCAAUGGUGUUAUUGACGCUGCUCAGAAGAGAUUGCUCCUCCACGAGAUAGCACUCCGUUUAUCCUCCUGA